Penicillium lagena is the source of this 1557-nucleotide messenger RNA. RefSeq names its product 3-oxoacid CoA-transferase. Gene Ontology annotation, biological process: ketone body catabolic process. The transcript has 2 exons. Lineage: Eukaryota; Fungi; Ascomycota; Eurotiomycetes; Eurotiales; Aspergillaceae. Gene Ontology annotation, molecular function: succinyl-CoA:3-oxo-acid CoA-transferase activity. Bases 1 to 1557 code for a protein of 518 amino acids. The record is from RefSeq and is a predicted model, not a curated record.
AUGCCUUCCCAAGUGGCCACGUGCUUGCGCAUUGCGCGGCAGUUCUCCGCCGAGCCGGCCAAGCACCAGCGCUUCCUCGCGCGCACCUUCUCCAGCAGCGUGCGCCGAUGCGAGAUCAACAAGGUGUUCCCGUCUGCGGAGGAGGCGAUCAAGGACAUGAAAUCCAACUCAACCCUGCUGGCCGGUGGAUUCGGGCUUUCCGGCGUGCCGGACACGCUGAUCAACGCCGUGCGGGCCAACUCGUCCAUCACCGGCCUGACUGUGGCGAGCAACAACGCCGGCGUGGACGGCUCCGGACUGGGUCUGCUGCUGCAGUCUAAGCAGAUCAAGAAGAUGAUUGCCAGCUAUGUUGGCGAGAAUAAGACCUUCGAGCGCAUGUACCUCACCGGUGAGAUUGAGCUAGAACUCACGCCGCAGGGUACCCUCGCUGAGCGCUGUCGCUCUGGUGGCGCCGGUAUCCCGGCUUUCUAUACUCCGGCGGCGUUUGGUACUGUCGUGCAGACAGGCGACCUGCCGCUCCGACACAACAGCGACGGCACCGUGCAGCUGUACAGCAAGGCCAAGGACACCAAGGUGUUCGACGGUAAGAGCUAUGUCAUGGAGGAGUCGAUCAAGGGCGACUACGCCUUCGUCAAGGCCUGGAAGGCCGACAAGCUGGGUAACUGCCAGUUCCGGUAUGCGGCAGCCAACUUCAACGGUGCCAUGGGCCGCAACGCCAAGAUGACCAUCGUUGAAGCCGAGCAUAUCGUUGAGCCCGGCGAGAUUGAACCCGCCGCCAUCCACCUGCCCGGUAUCUACGUCAAGCGCGUCAUCCAGAGCACCACCGAGAAGAAGAUUGAGAAGUUCACCUUCGCCAAGGAGGAGGGCGCCGACACCUCCGCACUGGGCUCCGGAGACACCGCCAACAAGCGCGAGCGCAUCGUCCGCCGCGCAGCAAAGGAGUUCAAGAACGGCAUGUAUGCCAACCUGGGUAUCGGCAUGCCCAUGCUGGCUCCCAACUUCGUGGAUUCUUCCGUCGAGGUCACUCUGCAGUCUGAGAACGGUAUUCUCGGCCUAGGCCCGUACCCCAAGAAGGGCGAGGAGGAUGCCGACCUUAUCAACGCCGGCAAGGAGACCGUCACUCUCAAGCCUGGCGCGUCUUGCUUCGGCAGCGACGAGUCCUUCGGCAUGAUCCGCUCUGGCCGUAUCGACCUGACCAUCCUGGGUGCUAUGCAGGUCAGCGCCAAGGGCGAUCUGGCCAACUGGAUGCUCCCCGGCAAGAUCAAGGGCUUCGGCGGCGCCAUGGACCUGGUCUCCAACCCGGCCGCCACCAAGGUCGUCGUGACCAUGGAGCACACCGACAAGAAGGGCAACCCCAAGAUCGUCAAGCAGUGCGAGUUCCCGCUGACUGGCCCGGCCUGCGUCAGCCGCAUCAUCACCGACCUCUGCGUGUUCGACGUGGACUUCACCAGCGGCCUGACUCUGAUUGAGAUCGCGGACGGCGUUACCGUCGAGGAGGUCAAGGCCAAGACUGAGGCGCCCUUCAAGGUGGCCGAGGACCUGAAACCCAUGCUGUAA